Aspergillus japonicus CBS 114.51 is the source of this 942-nucleotide messenger RNA. RefSeq lists its product as uncharacterized. Bases 1 to 942 code for a protein of 313 amino acids. NCBI's taxonomy places the organism in Eukaryota, Fungi, Ascomycota, Eurotiomycetes, Eurotiales, Aspergillaceae. The record is from RefSeq and is a predicted model, not a curated record. The transcript has 4 exons.
AUGCAACACAAGCAGCUCACCCCAAGUAUAUCGAUUCCCAUGGCCCCAGCUCAAAAUAUCCGCUCGCUGCUGCAGCGGCCGAGGUUGGAUGUGGGAGCCCAGAGGACUGCGAAUCUAAUAUUACACACACUGAGGUCCUACCCUAAGAUGAUGCUACGCGACAACCUCCUUCCUCCCUUCAUUCAUCCUCACCUGAUUCGUCUAGAUGCUAAAGACGACGAUACGGAGCCGUUGACUAACUGCAUUAGUCUGGUGCAUAUGACCACCGGCCCGGUAAAAGGCAAUCGCAAGUUAUUCUGGAAGAACGUGCAUUGGGAAUGUGAGCGACUAUAUGCGGAGCACACGAAGCUGAACAAGUGGGAGCUACUUGCCGCGAUGCAGGCUCUAUCUAUCUAUAUCAUCAUGCGACUGGAAGAGGGCGAAACGGAGCACAACAAUGUUGAUUGGUUGUUGCUCUCGACAGUGACGGUAAUUGCCAGACAGGUCGGCAACCGCAGCUUUACCACCAACACCCAAGAAAAGGGGGGGCGCGACCAUACCAGUGUGCUGUGGGACGAUUGGCUCUUUGAGGAAUCCAGGCGAAGGCUAUGCGUGAUCUACCAGGUCGUGAGUAUGCUGGUGUACUUCGACCCAGCCGCCAUGUGCGAACAUCCCACAGAUCUCGUUCUAUCCCCUCUUCCUGCAAGAAGACAACUUUGGGAAGCGGGCGACGGGCUUGCCUGGAAGGCUGAGGUAGAAAGGGGGCCUGCGUAUAGGGAGGAGUAUGGCAUGGCGGCCAAUGGUGAGCUUGUGCGAAUCACCGAGGACGAGGUCUAUUGCCACGAAGCCGUGGCUUCACAGAGACCCACCGGUGGUAGGGAAGCUGCGACAUGGGAGGAUUGGUGUUUGGGUAUGGAUGGGCUGGGUGGGCUGGUCAUGCUUGCUGCUUCGCUGGUCGGAUAG